Messenger RNA from Marasmius oreades (fairy-ring Marasmius), 2423 nucleotides. RefSeq lists its product as uncharacterized. NCBI's taxonomy places the organism in Eukaryota, Fungi, Basidiomycota, Agaricomycetes, Agaricales, Marasmiaceae. The transcript has 16 exons. Gene Ontology annotation, molecular function: calcium ion binding; mannosyl-oligosaccharide 1,2-alpha-mannosidase activity. Gene Ontology annotation, cellular component: endoplasmic reticulum; Golgi membrane. The record is from RefSeq and is a predicted model, not a curated record. The coding region runs from base 484 to 2214 and encodes 576 amino acids. Gene Ontology annotation, biological process: N-glycan processing; carbohydrate metabolic process.
UUUCAAAUAGUCACAAGCUACCGUGACCAUCCGCUACGCGACCAAUAUGUCCCAAGCUCAUCCGAACAAGCUCUUCCCUCGGCUAGGACGAAUACCGGAAACUGAGAUUGAAGACCGAAACUUGAUGUUCGCACCCAUGCCAUGCAUGUCAACAAAGCGAUCUUUAUUUGGUACAUGCUUUAUGACAAACUCGUCAGAAGUCCUCCCGAGACCCAGCGACGUGCCUAACCAUUCGACAUGCAAGCAAUUUCGAGGAACUCCGUUUAUGGCCUUAUGGUCUGCCGAAUCCAUACCAUGCUUCUUCUUAUCAUGUGUCGAACAUCGGGUUCCCCAAUCUGAAUUUGAAGGGGAGUCAAAAUCCAAGUUUACAACAGGCAUUCUAUAUCGCGUUCCAUCACCCCCUUUCAUAAGGUUCAUGUCCAAGUUUUGCAAAUUCGGUUCUCAAUUAUUUCCAUUUCGAGAUCGUCCGAUACGACAUGUGGAAUGGAUAGGAUCACGCCCUAUAAAAGCGUGAAUACUUUUCUCUCCUCCAGUAGCCUCCAGUACACUCGUACGAUGAUGAUUUUCGCUCGUUCAUUCACCCUACUACUAUCCUUCACAUGUCUUGCUACAGCUUUAGCUGGCUCUGUUCAGAGCCCAUCAUUGGUCUUGCCGCCCACUGCCCCAAUACACCGCGAAGCCGUCAAGGAAAUCUUUACCCGCAGUUAUGAGGCGUACAGAAAGUUUGCUUUUGGACAUGAUGACCUCAAUCCUGUGAGUGGGGGAUUCAAUGAUGGACGCAACGGUUGGGGAGCAACCAUCGUCGACGGGAUGCCUACAAUGCUUGUCAUGGGACUCGACGAUUUUUUCAAUGAAGCCGUGGAUUUCGUGAAUAAGAUCGAUUUCAGCAUGUCGCAAACACCUGACACUGUUAGCGUAUUUGAAACCACCAUUCGUUACCUUGGAGGAUUACUCAGUGCCUAUGAACUCAGUGAACAGAAGCACCCUGUUCUUGUUGAAAAGGCCAAACAGGUUGCAGACAAGAUGGCCUUCGCUUGGGUAAAACCGGACCAGAAAAUCCCGUUUGGCCACAUAGAUUUUUCAACGAAUCUGCCAACCAUUUCUUCGAGCAAUAUCGCCGAGGCUGGAACGCUUGACCUUGAGUGGUCCACACUAUCCAAAUACACCCGCAACGACACGUAUAGGCGAUUAACCGAAGAUGCUGUCCGAACUAUUGCUGCAAUUCCUGCUCCGCUUCCAGGCCUUGCCGCUCAGGGUAUCGACCCUAGCACCAACAAGUUUGUUGGCCGUUACGUAACUUGGGGAGGAGGCUCUGACAGCUACUUUGAAUAUCUGAUCAAAUACGCACGUCUUACCAACGACAACGACAACUUGUUUGCAGAUACCUGGGCCACUGCCGUCGAUUCGUCCAUCAAGAAUCUCCUAAGGACUUCCACGGUUGGCGAGCACCGAUACCUAGCUGACCAGGACGAUAACCGCAACAUUAUCGGCGUCGGUUCUCAUCUAGCAUGCUUUCACGGCGGGAAUUGGAUUUACGGUGGAAGGCUGCUUAACAAUGAGACUAUCGUCAAGAUUGGACUGGAGUUAACGGACGCAUGUUGGAAUACAUACGCCGGCACCAAUACUGGUAUUGGACCAGAAGUCUUCCGAUACAUCACUACCAACGCGACCGAUUCCUCGAACAAAGCAAUCCUUACCCGCGAACAACAGAUAUUCUAUCAAGAACACGGUUACUACAUUACAGGCGCCGAUUACAUUCUCCGACCCGAAGUAUUAGAAUCCAACUUCUACGCCUGGCGUGCUACCGGUGAUACCAAGUAUCUCGAUCGUGCAGCUAGUGCCAUCGAUAGUUUCAACAAGUACCUUCCUGCUCCGAAGACUGGCGGAUAUGCUGGUUUGAAUGAUGUCGACGACCCCUCGCAAGGCUUGAUUGAUGAUACAGAAAGUUUCUGGUUUGCUGAAGUGCUGAAAUACCUGUACCUCACUUUCGAUGAUCCGAAACAUAUCAGCCUAGAUGAUUUCGUAUUCAACACGGAAGCCCAGUUAUUCAAAGCGCCUAAAGCCAAACCUGUCUACGGAAGUGGGCGCUUUAUAGAAAACGCUGAAUAUUUCGGUGCUACUUCAGUCUCCGACGCUCCUUUACCCGAGAUCAGUCCCAACAAGUUCUUACCUAAACCGAUCAGCGACCUUUUGCACGGAACUUUGGGGCUCUGAGUUGCAGCCUGAGACUAUAAGUCCUACGAGUCCUAAAUUAUGUAUAAUGAUAUUGGUUCCUCAGUAUCUCACUAUUUGUGAGGCGGGAGAAAUAACACGUGAUUACAUCAGGGUAUCUAGCGCACGAAUGAAGUACCAAAACUAUUCAAAGUCCCAUUUCCAAAGUCCAGAAUAGAAAUCCCUCCACCGAAAUUACUGCUUGCAAUACC